Molecule: messenger RNA, 2111 nt
Organism: Triticum dicoccoides
Lineage: Eukaryota; Viridiplantae; Streptophyta; Magnoliopsida; Poales; Poaceae
Exons: 10
Coding region: 366-1919 (517 amino acids)
Source: RefSeq, a predicted model, not a curated record
GCGCCUUUGCGGGGCAGGAAAGAUCGGGGAGGGGAUUGAUGAUCAACACGCUUUAGUCCGGGCACGGGUCAAUUAACUAAGUGGCAUGCGCGUCACGUUCUCGCCUCCCAUGAUUAGGACGAUGCUUAUAGCGAGGUGGUGGUACAAGUAGAGGCUCCCGGGGUCGCUUGGGGUGGUGGUAGGCAGCUGGAGACUGCGGAAUUGUUGGCGGCCGCGCUCCCGUGUCCGAUAGGAACCCCUUUUCUCCUGGCAUUAUCCGCUGAGGAGUCUGAGAUAAUAGGAGAUUUGGAGGUCACUAGAUUGAUUGAUUGGGUUGAUCGAUAAGGGUGUGCGUGCGUGCGUGCGUGCGUGCGUGCUCGCCGGCCAUGGGUUCUUGCGUGUCGACGACGCGGCGGCGGCGGAGGUCCUCCAGGAAGCUGUCGGUCACGGCGACCAGGUUCCGCCGGAAGGUGUCCGACGCGAUCGCCGGCGACGCGGCCGGCCGCUUCGCCGCGCGCCACGGGGUCGUGCACGUCGACGGCGCGCCGCCGGCCUCGGGCGUGACCCUCCACCUCACGCAGCUGCAGUGGCAGCACAGCCAGAUGGACGCAGGAAAUGUGAUCUGCGACGAGGCGUGGUACGAUUCCGUCAGCAUGCUGGGGGACUCGGCCGGCUCCGACGACGACGACAACGAUUACUCCAGCGUCAGUGAAGAUCCUCUCCCGGAUGACGUCGCCGGCGGCACGAGCGCGUCGCCGUGCAAGGACGCGGCGUGCUUGGCGGACGCCGUGCACCGCCUCCGGAGCAUCGCCGACGCGGAGGCGUGCCAGGGCGACCCCCCGGAGAAAGGCGAGGACCCCGACGCUGCUCCUGCUCCUGGUCAUGCCGCUGCCGGUGGCCUGAAAGAACCGCAGAGCGCGGCGUCCUGCUCGCCUCGGCCUCUCCCGGGCUCGGUCCCGAGCCACAAGGUGCAGCCGAUGCCGGUCGCCGGGUUCAGCCCGCACCACCAGAGGAAGAAAUCGGCCGUCGUCAGGCUCUCCUUCCGGAGGAGGUCGUACGAGGGCGAUGAGAUGACCGAAAUGACUGGCUCGGCCAAGUACCUGUACCGGCCGAGAGCGGGCCUGACGCUGCCGUGUGCGGCCGGCGAGAAGCCGUCGGAGGGCUGCUGGUCGGCCCUCGAGCCGUCGGCGUUCAGGGUCAGAGGGGAGGGCUUCUUCAGAGACAAGAGGAAAUCCCCAGCCCCAAACUGCUCCCCCUACACCCCGAUCGGAGCUGACAUGUUUGCCUGCCCAAGGAAGGUGCACCACAUCGCGCAGCACAUCGCGCUCCCGUCGCUCAAGCCCCACGACGCCUUCCCCUCGCUCCUCAUUGUCAACAUUCAGUUGCCUACCUACCCUACUAGCAUGUUCGGCGAGAACGACGGCGAUGGCGUUAGCCUGGUCCUGUAUUUCAAGAUAUCCGAUGGCUUCGACAAGGAGAUCUCUCCUCAGCUCCAGGACAGCAUCAAGAGUGUUAUGAACGAGGAAAUGGAGAAGGUCAAGGGGUUCCCGGUGGACAGCAACGUGCCCUACACAGAGAGGUUCAAAAUCCUGGCCGGCAUUGUAAACCCUGAAGACCUGCAGCUCAGCGCGGCCGAGAGGAGGCUUGUGCAGACCUACAACCAGAAGCCGGUGCUGUCUAGGCCCCAGCACAAAUUCUACAAGGGCUCGAACUACUUCGAGAUCGACAUCGACGUGCACCGGUUCAGCUACAUAUCGCGGAAGGGCCUCGAGACCUUCCGAGAGCGGCUGAAACAUGGUGUCAUUGAUCUUGGGCUGACCAUUCAGGCGCAGAAGGCCGAGGAGCUACCUGAGCAUGUGUUGUGCUGCAUGAGGCUGAACAAGUUGGAUUUUGCGGACAACGGGCAAAUACCGACGCUCAUAACGUCCAGCGAUGAAUGAAGCUGGGAAAUGUACUGACUUCGAGAGUGUGAGAGAGACAAGUUGUAUAUAUCGGGAGAUAGAUUAGGAACUAACACAAAUUUGUUCAGUAACACUCUAUUGAUGGUGCAGAUAAUUGUUAUUUGCCCCCCUUCCCCUCCCGGAUUGGCAAUUGGAGCAAUUCUGCUGUCUAAAGUUGUUCAGAUGUUCGAA